CCCGCCGCCUCGCCGACUGCUCGGCCGCGCGUCUGAGCCGCCCGGGCCCGGAGCGCAGGCGGCGAGGCCACCGCACCUGCAGCGCGCUCGGGCUGCCGAGCAGGCGCUUCGCCUCCCGCCACCCGGCCUCCCUCUCCCCGCCGCGCCGGGUCUCCUGUGACACCCGAGACCCCCCGGCCAACGACAAUGACCACUUCCCUGCAAGAUGGGCAGAGCGCCGCGGAUAGGGCGGCUGCCCAGGACUCGCCGCUGGCUGCCCAGGUGUGCGGCGCUGCCCAGGGGAGGGGCGACGCCCGCGACCUGGCGCCUGCCCCCUGGUUGCACACGCGGGCGCUCCUGCCCCCUCCGGACGGGACCCGCGGCUGUGCUGCAGACAGGAGAAAAAAGAAAGAUCUUGAUGUUCUGGAAAUGCCAUCUAUUCCAAACCCUUUUCCUGAGCUAUGCUGUUCUCCAUUUACAUCUGUGUUGUCAGCAGGCCUGUUUCCCAAAGCAAAUUCAAGGAAAAAGCAGGUAAUAAAAGUAUACAGUGAAGAUGAAACCAGCAGGGCUUUAGAGGUACCCAGUGACAUAACUGCCCGAGAUGUUUGCCAGCUGUUGAUCCUGAAGAAUCAUUACAUUGAUGACCACAGCUGGACCCUUUUUGAGCAUCUGCCUCACAUAGGUCUAGAAAGAACAAUGGAAGACCAUGAGCUGGUGAUUGAAGUGCUGUCUAACUGGGGAAUGGAAGAAGAGAAUAAACUAUACUUUAGAAAAAAUUAUGCCAAAUAUGAAUUCUUUAAAAACCCAAUGUAUUUUUUUCCAGAGCAUAUGGUGUCCUUUGCAACUGAAACCAAUGGUGAAAUAUCCCCCACACAGAUUUUGCAGAUGUUUCUGAGUUCAAGCACAUACCCUGAAAUCCAUGGCUUCUUACAUGCAAAAGAGCAGGGAAAGAAGUCCUGGAAAAAGAUUUACUUCCUUCUAAGAAGAUCUGGUUUAUAUUUUUCUACUAAAGGGACAUCAAAGGAACCACGGCAUUUGCAGUUUUUCAGCGAAUUUGGCAAUAGUGAUAUAUAUGUGUCCCUGGCAGGCAAAAAAAAACACGGAGCACCGACUAACUAUGGAUUCUGCUUUAAGCCUAACAAAGCGGGAGGGCCCCGAGACCUGAAAAUGCUCUGUGCAGAAGAAGAGCAGAGUAGGACGUGCUGGGUGACUGCGAUUAGAUUGCUUAAGUAUGGCAUGCAGCUGUACCAGAAUUACAUGCAUCCAUAUCAAGGUAGAAGUGGCUGCGGUUCUCAGAGUGUCUCACCCAUGAGAAGUAUAUCAGAAAAUUCUCUCGUAGCAAUGGACUUCUCAGGACAGAAAAGCAGAGUUAUAGAAAAUCCCACAGAAGCCCUUUCAGUCGCUGUUGAAGAAGGACUUGCUUGGAGGAAAAAAGGUUGUUUACGCCUGGCCACCCACGGCAGCCCAACUGCCUCUUCCCAGAGCUCUGCCACAAACAUGGCCAUUCACCGGUCCCAGCCAUGGUUUCACCACAAAAUUUCUAGGGAUGAAGCUCAGCGGUUAAUUAUUCAGCAGGGACUUGUGGAUGGUGCAAAUCAAGGAGGCUGUAUUGAGGUUUGGAUGAGAAACCAGCGUCAAUUUAAACAAGUGGUGAUGGGGUCUUUUAUCUUCAAGGGUUGGCUUAAGAUGAUGACAAGAUUUCAAGGUGAUUUAAUACUGACAUUUGGAUAAAAAUGCAUCUUCACAUGGAAGAUUAUUAACAGCAAGUCAGCAUUUCACUAGACUGUAUAUAAGAGAAGAUUUUAAUAUACUUCUCUAUGUGGAGCAGUCUUUUUAGAUAUAAAUUUGAACAAUCAGCAGAAUUACAAUCUGAUGAGACCAAGAAGAGAAAUAAAUCACAAGGAAUUGUUAAAAUGUUUUGGAGGAUUAUAAUUUCCCUACUUUCAAGCCUAGUUUUUAUAAGUUGAAUGAAAUAACUACAUAAAGAAUGGUAAUAUCUUUAUUUUUUAUUAUUUUUUAAAUUUUUAAUAAAAAAUGGAGGAAGGGGGGCAGAAUCCUUUGGAAAGAUGUGAUGAUGCCAGGCAGUCCACUAGAUGGUAGUGGUGAUCCACUCGGGGAUAGGGAAGGAAUUACAGCGUGCUUUAUGAGUGAACCUCCCUUUUGUCCCAUCUCCCAGUGAUGUAAUGUAGGAAUCUCACACAGGACAAAUGAAAUGGAUAAUCUCAUCCGACAUCUGUGAAGGCUCAAAUUCCGUGCCCAGGCACAGUGAGAUUAACAUUGGAGUCACCAGCGGGGAUUGUUUGCACAAUCUGUUUGCCAACAAUUAACACAAAGCUGGUUUUUGCCCCGUAUUGCCAGUAAAUAAGAAUCCACGCCUGGCAGCGUUUUUCCUCUUAGGUCAUUAGGUCAUGUGUUAUAUUUUGCUAGCCUGACGUUAUAGAGGCUUUUCUGCUGCAUUCUUCUAGAUUAAAAUAUAUGUUGCUUGGGUGUUUCUUUUCCUUAAGACAUUGUACUCAAACAUUGAAUAGAUGAUUUCAGGGUUGAUAUUUUUAGAAUAUAUUCAUUUCUCACUUUCUGUUGUAUAUGUAACAUAGGAACCAGAGUCAAAAGAAAAAGGGGGAUCAGUGUUGAAGAGGGGUUUAAAAUGAUUUCAUUCUAAGCAAGUUUCUCUUUUCAGGGACUAACGUAAUGCAGUAGUUCAAGUAAUAAUACGCUAAUGCCCCAUUCUUUGCACAAACUUGUUACAUGUAAAUACCCAAUUCUCCAAUGGGAGAAGAACAUAGCACUAAUUAUUGAUGUCAGCAUAGCAUUAUGUUGCUUAUUAUGAGUGAACAAUCUGACAAAUGGGCUGUAUAUUUAUCCUAUUAAAAUGAAAUUAGCACUGAUGACAGUUUUAUAGAAUAAGAUUAUGUUAUACCAUAUUGCUUCCCAUGUUGGAUACUCUCAUCUUUGAAUACACAGAAAAGGAAAACUCUGGCUACAUUUAUAAAUAUAUUUCCUGGGUUUGUUACAUGCUAUAUAUUU
Molecule: messenger RNA, 3003 nt
Organism: Mustela erminea (ermine)
Lineage: Eukaryota; Metazoa; Chordata; Mammalia; Carnivora; Mustelidae
Gene: GRB14
Product: growth factor receptor bound protein 14
Exons: 13
Coding region: 187-1710 (507 amino acids)
Biological process (GO): insulin receptor signaling pathway; negative regulation of insulin receptor signaling pathway
Cellular component (GO): cytoplasm; plasma membrane
Source: RefSeq, a predicted model, not a curated record